ACGACGUAACAUCCGGUGUGACGGACGCGUGAAGUGGGUGAAAGGUGAAGAAGAGUCGCUUCUGGUGUUUGCUGGUUUUCUGCUCGGGGAUCGUCAUGCUGCAGAACUCGGGGAAGCUCGCCGGCUGCACGCUCUUCAUCACGGGAGCGAGCCGCGGCAUCGGGAAGGCCAUCGCCCUCAAAGCCGCUCGGGACGGCGCCAACGUGGUGAUCGCCGCCAAAACGGCCGAGCCGCACCCGAAGCUUCCUGGAACCAUCUUCACGGCGGCAGAUGAAGUGGAGGCGGCCGGAGGGAAGGCGCUGCCCUGCGUCGUCGACAUCCGGGAUGAGCAGCAGAUCGGAGCGGCCGUUCAGAAAGCCGUGGAAACGUUUGGAGGCAUCGACAUCCUGGUGAACAACGCCAGCGCCAUCAGCCUGACGGGAACACUGGAGACGCCCAUGAAGAAGGUGGACCUGAUGCUGGGGAUCAACCUGAGAGGAACAUACCUGACGUCGAAGCUGGUCAUCCCCCACCUGCUGAAGAGUCGCCGUCCUCACAUCCUGAACCUGUCGCCGCCCCUUAACCUGAACCCCGUCUGGUUCAAGAACCACACCGCGUAUACGAUGGCGAAGUACGGCAUGUCCAUGUGCGUCCUGGGAAUGGCUGAAGAGUUCAGAGGUCAAAUUGCCGUCAACGCUCUGUGGCCCAGAACCGCGAUCCAGACAGCAGCCAUGGACAUGCUGGGAGGCGACGGUAUCGGGAAGCAGUGCCGUACGGCGGACAUCAUAGCGGACGCCGCCUACGCCGUUCUGUCCAAGCCCAAGGACUACACGGGUCACUUCCUGGUGGACGAGGACGUCCUCAAGGAGCACGGCGUCAAAGACUUUGACCAGUACGCCGUCCAGCCAGGUGAGUCCCACCUCUCACCUGGUCGACACACGGCACCAUGUGAUGCUGACGAAGCCUCUGAUUGGUUCACAGGCCACCCGCUGCUGCCAGACUUCUUCCUGGACGAAGCGCCGGAGUCUCUGGUCAAACAGAUGGAGCAGCACGGGGCAACGCCAGCCUUCAAAGCGCCCCCCUCGGACACGCCCCUUUCUGCCGGACCAAUAGAAGGCACCUUUGACAUCAUCAGAGGCGUAAUCAACGAGGACGUUGUCAAGGCGACUCAGGGCGUGUACCGCUUUGACCUCUCAGGAGACCACAGCGGCGUCUGGUUCCUGGACCUGAAGAGCGGUUCUGGCAGCACGGGUCCGGGUGAGCCCCCCGCCAAGGCCGAUGUCGUCAUGACGAUGGACUCCGGCGACUUCACUAAGAUGUUUGCAGGGCAGCUGAAGCCGACCAUGGCCUUCAUGACGGGGAAGCUACGCAUCAAAGGAGACAUGACGCUCGCCAUCAAGCUGGAGAAGCUGAUGGGCCGCAUGAACAAGGCCAAGCUGUGAGGCCCCGCCCUCUGGGGGGAGGCCCCGCCCUCUGGGGGGAGGCCCCGCCCUCUGGGGGAGGCCCCGCCCUCUGGGGGGAGCCCCGCCCUCUGGGGAGAGGCCCCGCCCUCUGGGGGGAGGCCCCGCCUCCUCACCAUUUCUAGCUGUUCAGGUUGCCUUAACAACGGACUCACACCUCGAUAUAGCGCCAGCCGCUUUGGACCGUGUGGAUGUUGCACAGGAACUGAUUCUCUUACCGCGACUAACUGCUGAUUGUGUUACCAUGGGAACAGAAAAUAAAGGAAUUAAAUGGA
Messenger RNA from Poeciliopsis prolifica (blackstripe livebearer), 1714 nucleotides. Its product is annotated as hydroxysteroid dehydrogenase-like protein 2. Lineage: Eukaryota; Metazoa; Chordata; Actinopteri; Cyprinodontiformes; Poeciliidae. Gene Ontology annotation, cellular component: mitochondrion. The record is from RefSeq and is a predicted model, not a curated record. Bases 96 to 1421 code for a protein of 441 amino acids. The transcript has 10 exons.